Molecule: messenger RNA, 7963 nt
Organism: Cherax quadricarinatus
Lineage: Eukaryota; Metazoa; Arthropoda; Malacostraca; Decapoda; Parastacidae
Biological process (GO): triglyceride biosynthetic process
Cellular component (GO): plasma membrane
Molecular function (GO): diacylglycerol O-acyltransferase activity
Source: RefSeq, a predicted model, not a curated record
UGUUUGUGUCCCCGUUUAGUUCCUUGUUGUCAUGUGUACUGGAAGGUGAUCUUGAGGAGUCGCGCCUUAAGAAAGAGGAAAAACUUCAGCGGUAAAAGUAUAUAGGCCAUUCAGUGGCAGGACUGGUGAAGGCUCGAUCCUCCGUCCGCUACUCGAGCGACACAGUAACUAUACUCACUGGUUACUAGCCAAUAGUUAGUGACAUUCUUCUGAUUGUGUACAUGGGAGUGCAUGGGAAGACUCUUAGCCGAAGACACAGUCUGUCUGCUGAUAACUGUUUACAUCUGUCUAGAUUAAGAUCUAUCGUGCAUUAUCUAGGUGUACGAGUCAAGGAUACAAAAGCAGAAAGCACUAUUGUGUACGACUUCUUGUGCUGUACCUCCAGCCACCAUGGAUAGCAUCGUUCACCCUGUGGAGCAGCACAUCUACUCCUGGAUGAUCGCCAACACAUCCAGGCAGGCCAACGAUACCCUCGACCUCACACUUCUAACUUCAGAGGACCUACAACAGAUGUGGCUGCAGAGACUUGAUUUACCUCUCCAACAUGUAUCUCUGGGGUUCAUUGCUCUCCUCGCAUUGGAGAAUGGAGUGAGAAGCUCAGGAAAGCUUCUCCGCUCCAUGAAGCUUCUCCCUAAGAAGUGUAACUUUAAUAUUUAUAAUGUUGUUUGUGGCAUCCUAAAAACAACAUUGGCACUCGGCCUCCUGCUGUUGCUCGUGCCUGUGGUACUCCCCUUCGUCUGUAUCUUCUGGCUGGCCUCCUGCUUCGUCAGCCUCGUCUACAGAGUCAACUUUGGGUCAAGUGUCACGAAGGCAUCAGGUAUGGACAGCGUGUGGGGCACCGAAUACCCAGACAGUCGACCGUUCAUCACAGUCACCCUUUUACUGUCUGGCGCUCCCGACCUAGCCAAGAUAACACAACACAUUCAGACAAAAAUCCUGGACGUGAAAGACUCAAAUGGUGACCAUAAACACAAGAAAUUCCGCCAGAUGUUUGCUCAGAUUUACGGCUACUACGCCUGGAGAAACGUCAACGAUUUCAACGUAGAAAACCACAUACGGGUUGUCAAUCUUCGCAGUCUCUAUUCAGGUGACUCGCGGGGGACCUACACCCUCGGGGACAUCCCUGACAUCAGAGAGAAUGAAUUUUCUCCCACUGUAGCGAGAAGCAGCGUAGAUGAUGAGUUGAUACAUCGUUACAUUAGUGAAGAGGGGACAUCACCUCUCUCGCCUGAUCGUCCACCUUGGGAAAUCAUCCUGCUACUCAGGGGAGACAGAAGGUACACUGUGCUGGUUCGGCUGCAUCAUGCUAUUGGAGAUGGAGUGUCUUUGAUGAGGCUGUGGAUGGAGGUAAUGGUUGAGCCCUUGCUGUCUCUCCCUCCUGUGGGAAGCCACUCCACCAGCCCCCUCGUCAGAGGAACAAUGAUGUUGUGGUCAGCCAUGGUGCUGCCUCUGGGACUACUACAGCUGGUGGCUAAUUUUGACAACAAUGUUCUUCACGGUCCUCCUCUUUCUGGUACUAAGGUAAUGACUGCCUCCGCUGGUCUGCCACUGGCAGUGCUGAAGCAGGUGAAGGUGGCAGCCUGUGCCACUGUCAAUGAUGUCCUCAUGUCCUGCCUUGCUGCUGCCCUCACCAAGCAUUUUACCCGCAGGUUGCAGGAGGUGCCACAAGUAACAGUCGCGGUACCUGUAAGCUUUCAUGAUUUCAAGGAAGCUCCAGCUCUCAUCAACCGGUUCUCGGUUGCCACCAUCAAGCUUCCUACACUUCACACCUUUACACCCACUGCCAGGCUGGCAGCCACUAAGAGGGUGUUGGACGAGAUGAAGCGAGACCCAGCACUGGGAUCUGUGAUGUGGCUGGUGAGGAUGGUGAGCGGUGUGCUUCCAGCAUCCCUGGCUCAGCGUAUCAUCUCUGGUGCUGGAGUCACUGCUGCUGCUAGCAACGUGCCAGGUCCCCAACAGGAGAUAUCUAUCUGGGGACACAAGGUGGAGGAUAUGCUCUUCUGGGUGCCCAACCGAGCUCCUGUAGGAGUCAGCGUGUCCUUCGCCAGUUACAUGGGAGAGGUUAAAGUGGGACUCAAUGUAGAUGUCGCCCUGAUCCAUUCACGUCAGGAGGCCCAGAUGCUGCUGAGAGACAUGGAGGACGAACUCCAGCUCCUGUACCGACAACUGGUGGUGGCCAGGAAGUGAAACUCUCCCCAAACACACUUGCUUUUACCAUAUGUAAAACCUCGCCCUUCCAGCUCCUUUUCUUGUCCUCCCAAUACCUUUUUUUUUUUUUUUUGCCCCCCAUGAGAUGCUUGAUCCCAGCUUCCAGCAGCCAAACUUCGCGUGAAGUUCGGCUCUGUUUGGUAUUUGAUAACGAUGAGUCUAGUGAUUAGUGGCCCAGUCUUACGAAAGUGUUAUCCAGGCAGCUGAAUACAUUGUUGAUAAAUGGUUCAGAGAACCACAUGAGUCAGACACUUAUGCAACGCUUGGGUAUCUUUACUGUAGACUUCAGUCCGGUCCAGAGAAAGAUGGAAGAUGAGGGGGAGUUUGGGUUAUCAGUCCCUCUGGAAUGGAGUCGGAUGUUUGAUCCAUCAGUCUCGCAAUACAUACCAUCCCUGGAUAGUUAGGAUUAAAGUAGACAUAAUCUUAAAAGAGCUAUUGACAGCAUAAGGCAAAAGACGGGAUAAGAUAUUUAUAAUCCACCUUACCUGCUGUUGAUGUCACAUAGCAAAUGUUUGAGCUGUGACAUGGUAUGCUUCUUAUCUCUGGAAAAAAAGAUACUUAUGAAAGAGAAUGGAUUUUUUUGCGAAACUUAUACCCUCCAGGUAUAAGUUUUCUUUGUUGGCUCUACCUCCUUUCUCCUCUUAAUGGCCGGGUUGUGCGCUUUUCAGCGCCAUCUGUUUACCAAUGUUCGUAGUUUUGAUGUUCAUCCUGAGCCUUUUCCUUCUCUUGGUUUCAAUUUUGAAUUCAUUGGUGAUCUGGGCGAGCGAGGUUCAACACAUCACCUAUAAAGGUUCUCCUGAUGUUUGAGUAUCCUGACCUGUUGACGGAGGAUAUAUACACAUGGGAAAGGAGGUGCGUAUCUGUGAAUAUACACAGAUUAUUUUAUUCCCUAUUUUAGUAAUUAAAAAUGUUCUUGACUGGUGUAUAAGUGACUUGCAGUCUUAAUGACCCUCGUGUAGGAGUGUGUUAAGACCCAUUGAAAUAGCACUCUCAUAACCACGAGUUUCUUGCCCUGUGUAAUCUUGCUUGUUUGUUUCUAUAUUGUUUACCUGGAGAGAGUUCCGGGGGUCAACGCCCCCGCGGCCCGGUCUGUGACCAGGCCUCCUGGUGGAUCAGAGCCUGAUCAACCAGGCUGUUACUGUUGGCUGCACGCAAACCAACGUACGAGCCACAGCCCGGCUGAUCAGGAACCGACUUUAGGUGCUUGUCCAGUGCCAGCUUGAAGACUGCCAGGGGUCUGUUGGUAAUCCCCCUUAUGUAUGCUGUGAGGCAGUUGAACAGUCUCGGGCCCCUGACACUUUAUGGUCUCUUAACGUGCUAGUGACACCCCUGCUUUUCAUUGGGGGGAUGUUGCAUCGUCUGCCAAGUCUUUUGCUUUCGUAGUGAGUGAUUUUCGUGUGCAAGUUCGGUACUUGUCCCUCUAGGAUUUUCCAGGUGUAUAUAAUCGUGUAUCUCUCCCGCCUGCGUUCCAGGGAAUACAGGUUUAGGAACCUCAAGCGCUCCCAGUAAUUGAGGUGUUUUAUCUCCGUUAUGCGCGCCGUGAAGGUUCUCUGUACAUUUUCUAGGUCAGCAAUUUCACCUGCCUUGAAAGAUGCUGUUAGUGUGCAGCAAUAUUCCAGCCUAGAUAGAACAAGUGACCUGAAGAGUGUCAUCAUGGGCUUCGCCUCCCUAGUUUUGAAGGUUCUCAUUAUCCAUCCUGUCAUUUUUCUAGCAGAUGCGAUUGAUACAAUGUUAUGGUCCUUGAAGGUGAGAUCCUCCGACAUGAUCACUCCCAGGUCUUUGACGUUGGUGUUUCGCUCUAUUUUGUGGCCAGAAUUUGUUUUGUACUCUGAUGAAGAUUUAAUUUCCUCGUGUUUACCAUAUAUGAGUAAUUGAAAUUUCUCAUCGUUGAACUUCAUAUUGUUUUCUGCAGCCCACUGAAAGAUUUGGUUGAUGUCCGCCUGGAGCCUUGCAGUGUCUGCAAUGGAAGACACUGUCAUGCAGAUUCGGGUGUCAUCUGCAAAGGAAGACACGGUGCUGUGGCUGACAUCCUUGUCUAUGUCGGAUAUGAGGAUGAGGAACAAGAUGUUGUAUGUUAUUGCGUAUAGUGUUGCUAGCAUUGACUUUUGGGUGUUGAGAAACUGCGUUUUACACACUCCUUGUGGCUCCUUAAUGGGGCAAAUAGUUAUGUUCCUCUGGUAACGUUAUGUUUGCCUGUCUUAAACUCUGUCAGUGUUGUGGUCCUGUGUGUAGGAGUUAAUUGGAUUCAAGAAGGCAGUGACAGUGGCUUCGCCAAGGGGAGGGGGAAUUGCUUCGGGGGCUUAAGCCCCCUAGUCCCAAAGCCCCCUAAAUAAUAAAAAUGCUGUUUCAAGUGUCAUAGCCCCUCCCUUCCAACCAAAUAGCUACCCUUAAGCCCCCCUAAAAAAAUUGGGACAGCGCCCCUGCAGUGACUUACGCAGUUUAGGUUCACUAGUCUGGUGGCUGUCAUCUCGGCCUCCUCAACAUUAGAACACCUAGUUGAUGUCCGGAGUAAAAUUAGUGUAUGAGCUUAGAGGAGGGGAGGCAGUGGGCAAAAUGGAACUGAACCAGCUGGGAUGGUGAGUUCAAGGUGAAUGUGCAAUAUAUAUACUGAAAGAAGGAAGGUACCGACAAAUUAGUGAAGAGCAUGCAUAUCUCUCCUGUAUAAAGGUAAAAGAAAUAAACGAAAGUAUAAGAAUUAUACGGCAAUAAGCCUGUUGAGUAUACCAGGUAAAGUGUAGUUAUUGAAAUAACUGUGGGUGACAGUAGGAUUGCAGAGGAACAAGAUUUUAGGAUGGGUAGAGGAUGUGAAGACCAGGUGUUUAUACUGAAACACACAAGUCAACAAUACUUAAAGAUAGGGGGCAUUUUCAUUUGUGAAUUUAUAAGUCGUAUGAUAAGGUAGACAGAGAAGCAAUGUGGCAGAUGCUUGUAAUAAGUUGUAGUUUACUUAAAGCAGUAAGGAGUUUUCAUGUAGGUUGAGAGACGCAGGUUACAUAAUGUAGGAGGGAGAUUAUUUCCCAGUAAAAGUAAGCCUUGGACAGGGAUAUGUGAUGUCACCAUGGUUUAACAUAUUUAUAGAUGUAAGAGAAUGGUGUUGGGGAGAGAUGCGAGACUACAAUAUAAAGAAUCUAAUACACAGUGGAAAUUGUCAGUUGCUUUAUGCUGAUGACACUGUGCUUUUGGGAGAUUCUGAAGAGAAAUUGUAAAAGUUGGUGAAAGGAGAAAAAGUGAACGUUGAAAAGAGCAAGGUGAUGAGAAUAUAAAAAAUCUAGGCAAUGAAUAAUUGGAGACUGGAGAAAAUAAAUGCUUUCAGAUAUAUGGAAGUGGCGUUGUUGUGGAUGCGUCUAUGAAGGAUGAAGUAAACUAUAGAACAGAACAGGGAAAAGUGGGUGAUACACUGGGGCAUCUGUGGAGACAACUUUAUCUAUGGAGAAAGUACCAGUGUAGUAGUAACACUGGUAUAUGGGUGUGAAGCAUGAGUUGUGAAUGUUGUAGCAAGGAAGAGGCUGGAGGUGAUGGAGAUGUCUGAGGGCAAUGUUUGGUGUGAAUAUUAUGCAGAGAAUUAGGAGAAUUUACAUUAGACAAGGGUGUGGGGCUACCAAAAAGUUGAUUCCAUGUAGUCCAGCCCAAGCUGGGUAGUAAUGACAUCCAGAGGUACUUGUAGUCCAGCCCAAACUGGGUAGUAGUGACCUCGAAGGUUCUGCUGGUUUUGGUACAUACUCCGUAGACAUAUGCCUGUCCUCGCAUUACAAAAUGGUUGAAAAGCUAUCAGACUGUCAAUCCCUUUCAGUCUUUAGUCAACUAAGUUUAAAUGAAGAUUUCUCCGAAUUAUCCUUAAAUUACUAGUCCUGCAGAAAGGUGUCUUCUCCCUCUGUGGAAGCAUUUUCACUUGCCGGUUCAUUUGUUUUACCAUCUGAAGCACUCUAAAGGGGAGGUUCCUUGAUGCCGGUGAGAGGGCUCUUGAUCUAAGGAAUCUCUCCUGUUCAGUUCACUGAAUGAAGUCUGAUUUCCUUUCAUUCCCAUCCUCGAAGGCACUGCGUUACCCCUGCGGUUUUAGCAUCGCCUUGAAAGUCAUUUCCAGUGUGAAUCCACAAGAGUUCAUUACCUUUGUACCUUGUUCAGCUAUCAAAACUUCGGGGUCCAGUCCCUGGACCCAUUAUGUACCUCUGUAAUCCUUUGACUACCGCCCACAGGAUGGGUGCGAGGUGCAUUAUUAUAUUAUAAUCAUGGGGGAGCGUUAAACAGGUAUGGGGUGCAUAAUAUAUUUAACAAGAGGUGUAGAGAGACUCCAUUGUGCGUGAGUCUUGUGUUAGAACACUUCCCUCUUUGGUUAAUGCGUAAUGUUAUGAUUUAUAUAUUGCAGAAGGUUAGGUUAGGUCAGGAAACAGGUCAUCAUCUGACGAAAGUCAGAUGAUGACCCGCCUUUGGAGCAUUUGGUCAUCUGACAGAGGCCUUCCGCUGGCUUACCCCUCCACCCCUUUAAAAAUUAUGGUCACGUAGAACCAUUUUUGUAGUUGUAUAUAUUUCAGAAGAGGAGCUGUAGGGAUCUGUGUGUUACUGAGAUAGAAAACGAUGGAAUUAGGCGAAUGUUGGUGCGAGUCAUGAAGCCAUGACCAGAGGGGGGGAAGCCUUGGGACGAUGGUAAUGGUGGGAGUUGUGGGUUAUUUGUUCUCCUGGCAACCCCAACCCCCCUCUCCUCCCACUGUGACCUUCACCACCCACCCACCCACGGAUGCUUCUGCCGCCCAGUCUUGCAUUGUAGUGUGUAGCAUCCUCAUACGGGUGUUUCUGCCCCCCAAUUUUACUCGACAGUGUCACUGCCACCCAUGGGCGUCCUCCUGCCGCCCAUGGAAGCCCCCAUGCCGCCCAUCCUCACUGAACGGACGCUGCUGCCGCCCAGAGUCAUAGUAAACUGACGCCAGUCAGUCUUAUCAUACAGGAAGAGCCGCAUAUCUAUGCCUGGCCAUUGGGUUACUAGAUGCCACAUACACCUGUACUUAUAAUGGAUCUUCCAGCCUGGCCAAUGGGUUACUAGAUGCCAUACACCUGUACUGAUAAUGGAUCUUCCAGCCUGGCCAGUGGGUUACUAGAUGCCACAUACACCUGUACUGAUAAUGGAUCUUCCAGCCUGGCCAAUGGGUUACUAGAUGCCACAUAAACCUGUACUGAUAAUGGAUCUUCCAGCCUGGCCAGUGGGUUACUAGAUGCCACAUAAACCUGUACUGAUAAUGGAUCUUCCAGCCUGGCCAAUGGGUUACUAGAUGCCACAUAAACCUGUACUGAUAAUGGAUCUUCCAGCCUGGCACUGGGUUAGCAGAUGCCACAUACACCUGAGAUUUUUGGAUGUGCUCAUUGUUUAAAGGCAGAUAAUGUGUGAAAGUGCUAAACCCACAAGGGUCAUACAGCGCCUUGGAAAUGCGAGUCUGUCAUCACAAACUCCCUUGAUCGCAAUAGUAUUUAGAAACAGUCCAGUGUAGAGUGGAUCAGUGAAUAAUAAAUAAAUGAUAACUAUUUCCACAUGAUACAGAUUUACAAAAUUGGAUGAUAAUAGUAUGCAUGGAAAACCCAUUAGUUGUGCAGAGAAUUUUGGUCCAGCUAAAAACUAACAUAAGUUCAAUAGAAUGUGAAACAUAUACAUGUGUAUACAAAAACAUUAAAUAUAUACACACAGAUUAAAAGUAAUUCUAGGAAUACUGUAUAGCAAAUAUAUGUAAAGUAGAAUCAAAAUGUAGCAUGGUGCACUACAAUGGUGAAA